CCAGCUGAUUGGCUUGUGAGUUUCGUACCAUAACCUCACAUUUGUUGCUCUAAAUGUGAAAAAGAAGAUAAAAUGUUGAAAAUCACUCGAAUUCCGGGCAUAGCGCCCCAUUUGCGUUACACCGUUGCAUCCUUUUGCACCCACACGAAAGGCAAGAAAAUCCUCAAGGAGGAACGUGAUAAAAUAGUGCAGGAAAAGGUGAAACUGGAAUGGAGGGAAACAAUGGGUCAGCGGAAUGAGUGGUCCAGUAAAUUGGGGCUCUUUGCUCCGGAGAAUGAGAAUGCGGAUUUUAUUACAAUGAUGCAGCAGCCAUGGGAUUUAUCGGUGUCAAGUGUGAAGCGCUGGUAUGUGCGGAAGAGGGAGAAAAUGAAUCGAGCAAUGCAAUCAUUCAAUCAGGAACGACAUGAUAUGCUGGGUUCUGACCUGGCGGCGGCACAUUUUAUCGUUUUCCGCGGUGGCCGGGUACGCUUUGUGGGUGCUAAGGAGUGGAUAAAAAUGGAGAAGGAUGCUGUGGAGUAUAAUGUACCGAAAUUUCAUGAUCCCAAAUACAAAGUGGAAGCCCUUGAUUGCUCCCGGAUGGUUUUGUACUACGAGGGAUUGGAGAAUUUGAGACGUUUAUUCUUUAUGCGGUACCUCAGCUUUCGGGACGUUGCCACAUUUGAUGAUUGGUGCCUGGACAGAGUGUCCGGGAGUGAGUGUGAAGCUCUGGAAGAAUUGGAUUUGAGUGGAACGUGUAUCACAUACAGAGGCCUCUCUGCUCUCUAUCGUCUGCCACAGCUGAAGAAACUCACCCUAACCCUUCCGGUGGAUGAAGUUCAAGCCACACAAAUGAAAUUGGCAACGGCAAUGCUGGAGGAAUGCUGUCCAGAACUUUCUGUGAGUUAUCUUUCAUCUCAAGACUCCCUGAGGCCCCAGGAAACUUUGCUGGAAACGUAAAUUUUGUCAUUUUUUUUGUAGAAAACUAUAAAAAGGGGGCUUAAGUAAAUUAUAAUGCUUAUUUAAUUAUAA
Molecule: messenger RNA, 1008 nt
Organism: Lutzomyia longipalpis
Lineage: Eukaryota; Metazoa; Arthropoda; Insecta; Diptera; Psychodidae
Product: distal membrane-arm assembly complex protein 2
Exons: 1
Coding region: 73-936 (287 amino acids)
Source: RefSeq, a predicted model, not a curated record